Medioppia subpectinata is the source of this 652-nucleotide messenger RNA. Lineage: Eukaryota; Metazoa; Arthropoda; Arachnida; Sarcoptiformes; Oppiidae. The record is from the annotation of a GenBank genome assembly.
GUGUUUCGCUCAAUCAUAACAUGAGUUAUGUUUUGAAUGAAAAACAUUUUUUGAUAACAUUUUUGCUACAAAUUUAUGAUUGAAACCAUUUUUACACACAUUUCUAAUGAUAUUGUUUUCGAUAUAAUCAUUAAUAAAAGCGUUAAUUAGUAUUGUAUGCGAUACUGAAGAUCACUCGCGAGAGACAAGCGGUGGUUAAGCGGCGGUGAUAUCGGGGGCGACGAUGGCGUCGACCGGUGUAUUGCCGUUCGUGAGGGGCGUCGACUUGAGCCGCAACGAGUUCCAGGACGAGAACUUUCCCAAAGAGUUGCGAGACAUGCGAAACGUGCGAUGGCUUAAACUGAACCGAACGCGUAUGGAUUGGAUUCCCGAAGAGUUGGCCGCAGUGUCCAAACUGGAGACCCUAUCCCUCGUCCGCAACAAUUUGGUGACACUUCACGGAGAGUUGGCUUCGUUGCCGUCGCUUCGGUACCUGAGCUGCCGUCACAACAAUAUCAAAAACUGUGGCAUUCCUUCCGAGAUCUUUCAAUUGGACGAACUCUUGGUUCUCGAUCUGAGUUACAAUCAGUUACGGGAUGUGCCCAACGAGUUGGACCGAAGCAGAGGUCUUCUUGUGCUCAACUUAAGCCAUAAUAGCAUUCAAACGAUUCCC